AUGCAAGCCGCGCGCAACCACCGCCACCGCCGUGACGUCCACACGGCGCCGUUUGACCUCGGCACCUUGCGGCGCUACAUCGCCAACAACUGGGUGCACGAGGCCGCGAUCGAGCUCAACAAGGUGAUUGACACUCGAAACAAUGGCUUCCACGACGCCCAUAUUCGUGAAAUCUACGGCAGCGACGGACGACUGCGGAACUCGAUUCUGUUUACGAUUCUACGCCACCCAGCGACCACGGACCUUCUCAACCACCCGGUCAUGCGCGAAGUCGAAAACAUCAAGUGGCAGAGCUUUGCGUGCUGCAUGUACAUGCAGCAGCUCCUGCUCUACCUCUUGCUGCCGACGACGCUGACGCUUUCGGUGACGAUGGACCUGAGCGACGGUGAGUCGCCCAACUUCCAUACCCAGCUGCUCGUCUGGUUGAAUGCCGGCGUCGCGCUCGUGCUCGGUCUCGUGGCGACCAACUUUUUCCAGUACACCAACCGCAAGCGCUGGGCCUUCCGGUCCAUCGCUGGCAUCGGUCUUGUGCUCAUAACGCUCCAUUUCUGCUCCGAUCUGAUCGCUGCCCGUGUCAACUGGAUCUGGUUUGUGCGCUGGAACAACCUCGUGCUGACGCUCACGACGCUGUAUUUCAUUCGGAUUGAAAUCCUCGAGCUCUGCAGCGUGGUCAACGUCGACGCGAACCCGACCUUUAUGCAGCUGCUCGAGGUCGCCGCCGAGACCCUUUGCGACUUUUUUCUCAACUUCAUCGGGCGCGCGAAAUCGCACAACUUCGAGUCGUUCUUUAACAAGGUGCAGCUCCUGACGUUUGUUGCGAUCCUCGUCUUCGUCGUCACCGAGACCUUUUGCCCGUUCAGCAACGACGUCCGCCUCUACCUCGGCAUCAUCAUUACGUUCGCAGCGUGGGCCCUCGGUAUUCAGCACCUCGAGAGCCACAACAUGGCCGGGUACCUCAUCUCGCUCAUGACGCUCAUGCUCAAGAACAUGGUCAAGUUUACGACCUUCUACCUUCCGUUCCAGUGCGUAUAUGCAAUUGCGUACUACCUCCUCUUUGAAGGCCGCAACGUCGACGCCUACGCGACGAUCGACAACAGCUUUGUGACCACCUUCCUUGUCAUGGUCGGCCAAAUCGACCUCGAUCCGUUCGAGGACCUCCCGGCACCGGGCCAGUAUGUGCUCGGCUACACGCUCCUGCUGACGCACGCAACCUUGAUCAUUGUCCUCGUCCUGAACUUGCUCACCGCAACUUUUGACCGUUGA
Molecule: messenger RNA, 1263 nt
Organism: Saprolegnia parasitica CBS 223.65
Lineage: Eukaryota; Oomycota; Saprolegniomycetes; Saprolegniales; Saprolegniaceae
Exons: 3
Coding region: 1-1263 (420 amino acids)
Biological process (GO): calcium ion import across plasma membrane
Cellular component (GO): membrane
Molecular function (GO): monoatomic ion channel activity
Source: RefSeq, a predicted model, not a curated record